Molecule: messenger RNA, 674 nt
Organism: Solanum verrucosum
Lineage: Eukaryota; Viridiplantae; Streptophyta; Magnoliopsida; Solanales; Solanaceae
Product: calmodulin-2/4-like
Exons: 2
Coding region: 129-578 (149 amino acids)
Molecular function (GO): calcium ion binding; enzyme regulator activity
Source: RefSeq, a predicted model, not a curated record
UCUGUAGUUUUUGGUAUAAAAGCACCAAUCUUCUCAUAAUUCCAAAAUCCAUACAGAGCUGAAAAUUUUUCAAAAAAUUUGUGUGAAAUUCUAGAAUCAUCUUCUCUGUGAUUACUAGAAGAAGAAAAAUGGCGGAUCAGCUUACUGAUGACCAGAUCUUUGAGUUAACAGAGGCUUUCAGCUUGUUGGACAAGUACGGAGAUGGUUGCAUCGCGACCAAGGAGUUUGAGAUUGUGAUAAGGUCGUUGGGACAUAACCCUACUGAAGCUGAGCUCCAGGACAUGAUAAACGAGCUGGAUGCAGAUGGUAAUGGAACCAUCGACUUCCCAGAGUUUCUAAACCUCAUGGCCAGGAAGAUGAAGGAUACUGGCUGGGAGGCGGAGUUGAAAGAGGCAUUCAGAGUUUUCGACAAGGAUCAAAAUGGCUUCAUCUCCGCUGCUGAGCUUCGUCAUAUUCUGACUAACUUUCGAGAGGUGUUCACUGAUGAAGAAGUCGAUGAGAUGAUUAGGGAUGCAGAUGUUGAUGGUGAUGGACAAAUCAGCUACGAGGAGUUUGUUAAGCUCCUGAUGGACAAUUAAUUCCCACCAUCCUCUUGUUAUAUUUAAAGUUUAGACUUGUUAAAAAUGUGAAAAAAGCCAAAAAUAAUUCAUUGGACAUGACAAUGUUUUUUCUUU